AAGAUCGAUACAAGUUCAGCAGAAAGUUGGAACAUUUGCAAAUCAUUCAACCACAGUGGAAGAAAAGUGAAGAUAUCGAAGAUGUUAAGCAAUUCUGUGCCAAGGUCGGCUAUCCAUGCCUCAUUCGACCGUCCUAUGUACUAUCUGGUGCGGCGAUGAACGUUGCGCAUACUGAGGAGGAUUUGGCGAUGUUCUUGAAACAGGCUGCUAUUGUUGCCAAAGAGCACCCUGUGGUGGUGUCGAAAUUUAUCAGUGAAGCAAAGGAGAUAGACGUUGAUGCAGUCGCUAUGGAAGGUGAAUUGCUUGUAAUGGCUGUUUGCGAACAUGUGGAGAAUGCCGGAAUUCAUUCGGGUGAUGCAACGCUGGUCACCCCUCCACAAGGAUCUCAACCAGUUCGAAUCGCUUCUGCUUUCAAUGCAAAUGGGCCUUUCAAUAUGCAGCUCAUUGCCAAGGUGCCACAAUUCUCAUUUUCGCGACUGACAGGCGCAGACGUAAUGCUUGGUGUGGAAAUGGCGUCCACAGGAGAGGUCGCAUGUUUCGGGCGACAUCGUCAAGAAGCGUACUUGAAAGCACUUCUUUCAACUGGGAUUCAUAGUUCCGAAGAAGAACAUUUUCUUGUCGAUCGGAGGCUAUCAUGCAAAAUCGGAGAUGUUGCGCAAUCAGUAGCAGAGUUCUUUGAGAACAAGGAAUUCCAUUUGGUUAUCAAUCUUCCGAUUCGGGGAUCCGGGGCCUAUCGGGUAUCAGCAUACAGAACGCAUGGAUACAAAACUAGAAGAAUGGCUGUGGAUAAUGGAAUUCCACUAAUUACUGACAUCAAAUGCGCCAAGUUGUUCAUUGAGGCUUUACAUACGGUUGGCCGCCGUCCACCAGUAAACUCACAAAUUGACUGUGUGGCAAGUCGCAACCUGAAGCGUCUUCCAGGAUUGAUAGAUAUUCAUGUGCACGUUAGAGAACCUGGUGCUACUCAUAAGGAAGAUUGGUACACCUGCACUCGUGCGGCUCUUGCUGGUGGUAUUACGCAAAUACUGGCAAUGCCAAACACGAAUCCUCCACUCAUCGAUAAGGACAGUUUCCAGGUCGUUGAAAGGCUGGCAGCACACAAUGCUGUUGUUGACUAUGGGCUCUAUAUUGGUGCAACGUCUGAGAACGCAAGAAUCGCGUCUGAAAUUGCUCCUGCGGUCGUCGGAUUGAAGAUGUAUUUGAAUCAGACAUUUUCUACCCUGAAAAUAGAUUCAGUGGCCGAUUGGGUGAAGUUUGAUAUUUUCAGCAUUUCGAGUCAUUCCCGACCAAGUGUCUGUCACGCCGAGAAACAAACCGUGGCAGCGGUUCUUUGCGUGGCACAGAUGACUGGACGAGCUGUACAUAUCUGUCAUGUUUCGAAUGCCGAAGAAAUCCAGUUGGUGCGCGAUGCCAAGCGAAAGGGUUGGCCUGUGACAUGCGAAGUCUGUCCACAUCAUCUUCUCCUGUCAGAUGAGGAUUUGCCACCUGGUGUGAAGGAGGUCCGCCCACGUCUGGCGACAGUAGAGGAUAGGAAUGCUCUUUGGGAGAAUCUCGAGUACAUUGAUUGUUUUGCUACAGAUCACGCUCCUCAUACAUGGGUUGAAAAGGAUGACCCGGAACAGGCUCCACCCGGCUUCCCCGGUGUGGAAUAUAUGGUGCCACUGUUGUUGACGGCGGUCUCACAAGGAAAAUUAACGAUAAGGUAA
Molecule: messenger RNA, 1706 nt
Organism: Ostertagia ostertagi
Lineage: Eukaryota; Metazoa; Nematoda; Chromadorea; Rhabditida; Trichostrongylidae
Source: the annotation of a GenBank genome assembly